ACCCCAUCAGCUGUUCAGAAGAUAAAACAGCUUCUUAAAGAUAAACCUGAGCAUGUAGGCGUGAAAGUAGGUGUUCGUACAAGAGGAUGCAAUGGACUUUCGUACACGUUAGAAUAUACAAAAUCGAAAGGAGACUCUGAUGAAGAAGUAGUUCAAGAUGGGGUUAGAGUGUUUAUUGAGAAGAAGGCACAACUGACGCUUCUAGGAACUGAAAUGGACUAUGUAGAAGACAAACUGUCCAGUGAAUUUGUCUUCAAUAAUCCAAACAUCAAAGGAACGUGUGGCUGUGGAGAAAGCUUUAACAUCUGAAAUCUCAGGACUACUUCUUUGACUUUGAGCACCCCAAAACACUUAAUAUUAUGGCUUUUGGAAGCAAAUGCAUUUUCUUCAGGUUUGUAGGCUGCGUAAAGUGUGGAUACCAUUAAGAAAAAUAAAGUUGAAUCAUUUUGAAAAUGUAAAUUGUGUGUUAAAUGCCACCACUGAUGUGGUUAUGCUGUAAUUUAUGAUGAGUUGGGAUCCAAAAGGUAAGAACAGUAAGAGCUGUAGUAAUGUCUCUGUACUUUCACAUGCCAAGCAAAUAAAAUGUCACUGUUCCUUUCCUUUGUCAUUUUCUUUGUCCACUCUAUACACACUUCCCCAUCCAAAACCCAUUUGAAAGAAUAUAUUGCUUAUGUGUUCUGCUUUGAUUUGGGGGGAAAAAAUUAAAAAAAAAAAAACA
Molecule: messenger RNA, 718 nt
Organism: Fulmarus glacialis (Northern fulmar)
Lineage: Eukaryota; Metazoa; Chordata; Aves; Procellariiformes; Procellariidae
Gene: ISCA1
Product: iron-sulfur cluster assembly 1
Exons: 3
Biological process (GO): iron-sulfur cluster assembly
Cellular component (GO): mitochondrion; cytoplasm
Molecular function (GO): 2 iron, 2 sulfur cluster binding
Source: RefSeq, a predicted model, not a curated record